AUGGCCAUGAGCAUGUCUUGCUGUGGGAAAUCCAAACUUUGUGUUGGAUCAAAAAAUAUUAUUUUAUCAACAUUGCUGGUUAUUGCUAUCAAUGGACUACCAAGUCCUACACCCAAUGCAACUGAGUCUACCACUGUUACUACAAAACCAAGUCCUACACCCAAUAAAACUGUGUCUACCAUUGUUACUACAAAACCAAGUCCAACACCCAAUACAACUGUGUCUACCAUUGUUACUACAAAACCAAGUCCUACACCCAAUACAACUGUGUCUACCACUGUGACUACAAAACCAAGUCCUACACCCAAUACAACUGUGUCUACCAUUGUUACUACAAAACCAAGUCCUACACCCAAUACAACUGUGUCUACCAUUGUUACUACAAAACCAAGUCCUACACCCAAUACGACUGUGUCUACCACUGUGACUACAAAACCAAGUCCUACAACCAAUAAAACUGUGUCUACCAUUGUUACUACAAAACCAAGUCCUACACCCAAUACAACUGUGUCUACCACUGUGCCUACAAAACCAAGUCCUACACCCAAUACAACUGUGUCUACCACUAUGCCUACAAAACCAAGUCCUACACCCAAUAAAACUGUGUCUACCAUUGUUACUACAAAACCAAGUCCUACACCCAAUACAACUGUGUCUACCACUGUGACUACAAAACCAAGUCCUACACCCAAUACAACUGUGUCUACCACUGUGACUACAAAACCAAGUCCUACACCCAAUACAACUGUGUCUACCAUUGUUACUACAAAACCAAGUCCUACACCCAAUACAACUGUGUCUACCAUUGUUACUACAAAACCAAGUCCUACACCCAAUACAACUGUGUCUACCAUUGUUACUACAAAACCAAGUCCUACACCCAAUACAACUGUGUCUACCACUGUGACUACAAAACCAAGUCCUACACCCAAUACAACUGUGUCUACCACUGUGACUACAAAACCAAGUCCUACACCCUAUACAACUGUGUCUACCAUUGUUACUACAAAACCAAGUCCUACACCCAAUACAACUGUGUCUACCACUGUGACUACAAAACCAAGUCCUACACCCAAUACAACUGUGUCUACCACUGUUACUACAAAACCAAGUCCUACACCCAAUACAACUGUGUCUACCAUUGUUACUACAAAACCAAGUCCUACACCCAAUACAACUGUGUCUACCACUGUGACUACAAAACCAAGUCCUACACCCAAUACGACUGUGUCUACCACUGUGACUACAAAACCAAGUCCUACACCCAAUACAACUGUGUCUACCACUGUGACUACAAAACCAAGUCCUACACCCAAUACAACUGUGUCUACCAUUGUUACUACAAAACCAAGUCCUACACCCAAUACAACUGUGUCUACCACUGUGACUACAAAACCAAGUCCUACACCCCACUGUGUCUACCACUGUGACUACCAAACCAAGUCCUACACCCAAUACGACUGUGUCUACCACUGUGACUACAAAGACAACGUCUUCAUUAGAGACAAGUCAAAUUACUGUGUCAAAAACCUCACCCACUAA
Molecule: messenger RNA, 1542 nt
Organism: Saccostrea cuccullata (small rock oyster)
Lineage: Eukaryota; Metazoa; Mollusca; Bivalvia; Ostreida; Ostreidae
Product: mucin-2-like
Exons: 2
Coding region: 1-1542 (513 amino acids)
Source: RefSeq, a predicted model, not a curated record